Messenger RNA from Brienomyrus brachyistius, 2343 nucleotides. It is a transcript of the gene rrp8, whose product is annotated as ribosomal RNA processing 8. Gene Ontology annotation, molecular function: methyltransferase activity. The coding region runs from base 19 to 1896 and encodes 625 amino acids. Lineage: Eukaryota; Metazoa; Chordata; Actinopteri; Osteoglossiformes; Mormyridae. The record is from RefSeq and is a predicted model, not a curated record. Gene Ontology annotation, cellular component: nucleolus; chromatin silencing complex; rDNA heterochromatin. Gene Ontology annotation, biological process: regulation of transcription by glucose; cellular response to glucose starvation; rDNA heterochromatin formation. The transcript is spliced from 8 exons.
GUAUGGACUGUUUGGUCUAUGGUGCUUCUGGGUGACAUGCGCAGUGGGGUUCUUGUCGUAGUUGAUAGAAUUUACAGUGAACACGUGUUUUGGACAAUUUCAGUUAAAUACAGUAAAUUACAGUUAAAUUCAGUCUCCUUCAGCGGACGUCCAAGUGUCAGCAGCGUUGAUUUCACUAAAAGCAUGUUCGCUGAGGAGGCUGAAUGGAACGAUGGUCCAGAGGCAAAAGCUCUUACGGAAGCAGUAAUCCACGGCACGCCGAUGCCAGAAAACUUCAAUGCUACGACCAAGAUUAGCAGGAAGAGAAGCCUGCUGCGAACACUCCAUACUCUGGGCUCGCUUCCCACCUGGACCAACGGCACUGCUCACGAGGCCAGCGAAGAUAGCGAGACAGAAGGAACAACCUUGCCUGCUAAGAGGAGGAAGAAGCGGAGCAAAAAGCACAGGAGAUCGGCACCAACUGAAGAUGAAAGCAAGCAGAAAGAGGCGGAGGUGGUGCCUGGAACUAUAGUGAUAGAAAGGAAGAAAAAGGAGAAAAUACCAGAAGGCUCCUUGGACAAGAAAAAUACAAAACCAGUAAAUGAAAGUGAGGGGGUGGAUUUCCAGAAGGAAACGAGCCAGAUUGCAGGUAAGGAGGAGACACGGUUAAGCCGCCAGCAGUGGAAGAACAAGAUGAAGAACAAGAGGAAGUGUAAAAACAAGUACAUGCAAAAUGACGAGCUGCCGCAGAGUGUCCCCAAAGCAGAUGAAAAUCGACAGAUAAAAAAUGGUGGAAACCCAGAUAUGUCAAUGCAGGAGGAAGGUGCUCCAACACAGAAGAAUAAAACAAAACGGAGAAAGCAGGACACCCACAAUAUUCAGCUGAGCAGCCAACAUGCAGGGGCAAUAGAAGCAAAUGCUGUGUCCGUGGGUGGUGACACCACCCAAAAGGAACAAAAAGAACAUAAACCUGGCAGGAUCAAAGGUGAAUCGCAGGUGGCCGGUGAAUCUUCAUGUCGAGUGUCAAAGUCUAGGGAGGUGAAUUCCUCAAGGAACGGAGAGGAGAAGAAAGAUGCCAAAAUCAAAAGUACAUUUGAGGUUCAGCAGCAGAUUGCACAAAAGAAAAAACUGCAGAAGAUGCUACAACAUGGAGAGGCAGUUGGCAAGGGGAGAAUAGUGCAGGAGGAGACAGAGGACAGUCACAGUGGGGUAGAAGAGGAGAGAGGGAAGACCACAGAGGGCAUUAUUGACCGCUCAGCUGCCCUGAAGUUCCGAAUGGAGCAGCGCUUGGAAGCAGCCCGGUUCCGCUACAUCAACGAGCAGCUGUACACCUCAACCAGCAGCACGGCCAGGCGCAUGUUUAAGCAAGACCCCCAAGCCUUCGACAUAUACCAUCGUGGGUUUACGACACAGGUUCAGCAUUGGCCUGCCAAUCCGGUGGAUGCCAUCAUUGCCUACAUUAAGCACAAGCCAGCCACCCGGGUAGUGGCCGACUUUGGGUGUGGGGACUGCAAGAUUGCACGCAGCGUGAGGAACAAAGUCCACAGCUUUGACCUGGCACCUGUCUGCGACAUUGUUACGGUUUGCGACAUGGCUAAUGUUCCUCUUCCUAACGCCAGUGUGGAUAUUGCUGUGUUCUGUCUGUCCCUUAUGGGGACCAACCUCAGGGACUUCCUGGUGGAAGCCAGCCGCGUGCUUGUGAUGGGGGGUGUCUUGAAAAUAGCAGAGGUGGCCAGUAGAUUUGAGAAUGUACGCAGCUUUUUGGGUGCACUUUCUGCUCUUGGGUUCAGGUUGGUUUCCAAGGACACAGAAAACAGAUAUUUUUACAGUUUUGAGUUUGUGAAGACUGGGAAUGCACCAGAGAAAAGCAAAACUAGCGGCCUGGAGCUAAAGCCAUGUGUGUACAAGAAACGGUGAUGAUUAACGAGAAGCAACGCUGUCUGGAAACAAGACUGGAUGGAUUGUGAAGGCCUGGAGAGACAUGAUACAGAGACUGCAGCCAGAGCAUGGAGACUCUGUACCACAGAAGCUGGAGGGAGCAUCUCUAAUGAUGCAAAGCUAAGAAAAUCCCUGGAACUCAGGCCACUGGAAAACAGAGAAUCCUGAUGGUGCAGUGCUGAGUGUGGAAGCAUUUUGGUCUCAAAGUUUGGUUCUGUAAAUAACAAACGUUCUUAAUGUUUAGUAAUUUUAAUAGCUCUAAGGGAAAUGAUCUCAUUAUGGUUCCAGACCAACACGACCACAGAAAGUCACAGAGGCUAAACCAGCUGUCAUUUCUCAGGGCCCUUUUAAGCAGAUUUGUCUUGUCAUGGAAUUUGUAUACAUUUGUACAAAUGUGAAAUAUUCUGUAUAAAAAAGGAAAACAUA